Molecule: messenger RNA, 414 nt
Organism: Struthio camelus australis
Lineage: Eukaryota; Metazoa; Chordata; Aves; Struthioniformes; Struthionidae
Source: RefSeq, a predicted model, not a curated record
AUGUCGUUAUUUAACCAAAGUUUGGAUUUUCAUGAGCAGCUUCCGAUUGAGGAUCUGUGCAGUCUGACGUCGCAGUCGCUAACUGUUACGCUGACAGCUGCGGUGCCAGAAUCCACAGAGGAUGUUCUCAUGAAAGGAUUUGCCAUACUGGGGAUGGAGGAUGAAAGAAUUGAAACAGCACAGCAGUUCUUCUCCUGGUUUGCUCAACUACAGACGCAGAUGGAUCAAGAUGAAGGUGCAAAGUACAGACAGAUGAGGGAUUACUUGUCUGGGUUUCAGGAGCAGUGCGAUGCUAUACUGAAUGAUGUGAAUAGCGCCCUCCAGCAUCUGGAGUCAUUGCAGAAGCAGUAUCUUUUUGUGUCCACAAAGACAGGAACGCUACACGAAGCCUGUGAACAACUUUUGAAAGAGCAG